This is a messenger RNA of Conger conger (European conger), 3166 nucleotides long. RefSeq names its product activin receptor type-1-like. The transcript has 11 exons. Bases 385 to 2151 code for a protein of 588 amino acids. The record is from RefSeq and is a predicted model, not a curated record. Gene Ontology annotation, molecular function: ATP binding; transforming growth factor beta receptor activity, type I; SMAD binding. Gene Ontology annotation, biological process: protein phosphorylation; heart development; cellular response to growth factor stimulus. Gene Ontology annotation, cellular component: plasma membrane; BMP receptor complex. Lineage: Eukaryota; Metazoa; Chordata; Actinopteri; Anguilliformes; Congridae.
AAGGAAAUGAUGUGGUAAUGGUCUUCUAAUUACAUUGAGGUGCAAGGCAACUUCCUUCUGCAGGGUAUGCUGCACUACCGCUCCGGCAUCGAGGAAAGUUUCCUAGCUCUUCUAACGUAGAUGAAGUUAAAGAAGGGUAUUCAACACAGUCCUUUGGAUUAUGAUGGUCGUUUUAAGUUGUAAAAGUUUAUGGAAGAAAACAACGACGGGCGAUGUCGACUGAAAUUGGAAGCUUGUGUUUCAAGAGAUCGAGCAAAAAUACAGUCUCCUGGUUCCAGACAGAUGACUCGAUAGCCUACCCUGGAAAGUAGCCUACAUAUUUGUCCGUCCGAAAGCACUUCAUUAAUUUGUUCUCGAUAAAGAUCUACAGCAUCAGAUGGCAUUAUGAUUCUCCCGGUCUUAAUAGUGCUGGUCUCCCCCUCUUUUUGUAUGCAAGCAGAUAAAGCAGCAGUGCUUGGCACGGAGGAAUUUGAGUGCGUGUGUGAGGGUGGGUCUUGCGGUGACGGUCCGCGGUGCUCCGGGCUCCAGUGCUACGCCUCCCUGUCCGUCCAGAACGGGACCUCCCAGCUCCAGAAGGGCUGUGGAGGGGCUGACGCCUGCAGAGGACCCCCCCUGCCCAACCUGACCCUGCAGUGCUGCCAGGGGCCCCUGUGUAACAUGAACAUCACCAUGGAGACGGUGGUCAGAGACGAGGAGGCGAAGCCGGUCUCGCGGGACCACGAGUGCGUGUGUGAGGGGCGCUCGUGCGUGAGCGGGGGGCGCUGCAUGGGGAGGCAGUGCUUCUCCUCGCUGACGCUGACAGACGGCACGCUGGACUACCAGAAGGGCUGCUUCAAGGUGUACGAGCAGGGCCGGCUCACCUGCAAGACCCCGCCCUCGCCCGACCAGAUCGUAGAGUGCUGCCAGGGCCACCUCUGCAACCUCAACAUCACCGUGGCGCUGCCCGCCAGAGAGCGGUCCGGAGACGGGCAGACCUACAGUGUGACCACUCUGGCCAUCGUCAUCGUCGCCCCCGUCAUCGUGCUCAUCGUGCUGUCGGGAAUCGCCAUCCUGGCGUUCCGGCGGAUCCACCAGAACAAGAUGGAGCGUCUGACGGCGCGGGACGCAGAGUACGGCACCAUCGACGGCCUCAUCGCGUCCAACGUGGGCGACAGCACUCUGGCGGAUUUGCUGGAUCACUCCUGCACUUCAGGAAGCGGCUCGGGGCUCCCCUUCCUGGUGCAGCGGACGGUCGCUCGACAGAUCACGCUCAACGAGUGUGUGGGAAAGGGGCGCUAUGGAGAGGUGUGGAGGGGGCAGUGGCAGGGCGAGAACGUGGCCGUCAAAAUCUUCUCCUCCCGAGACGAGAAGUCCUGGUUCCGGGAGACGGAGAUCUACAACACUGUGCUUCUUCGACACGAGAACAUCCUGGGGUUCAUCGCCUCGGACAUGACGUCGCGGAACUCGAGCACGCAGCUGUGGCUGAUCACGCACUUCCACGAGAUGGGCUCCCUGUACGACUACCUGCAACAGAGCACCCUGGACACAGCCGGCUGCCUGCGCAUGGCCCUGUCCAUCUCCAGCGGCCUGGCCCACCUCCACGUGGAAAUCUUCGGCACGCAGGGCAAGCCCGCCAUCGCCCACCGAGACCUCAAGAGCAAGAACGUCCUGGUCAACAAGAACGGCCAGUGCUGCAUCGCCGAUCUGGGUCUAGCUGUGAUGCAUUUCCAGGACACCAAUGAGUUAGACGUGGGGAACAACCCGAAGGUUGGCACCAAGCGAUACAUGGCCCCGGAGGUGCUGGACGACUCCAUCCAGAUGGACUGCUUCGAGUCCUACAAGAGGGUGGACAUCUGGGCCUUCGGGCUGGUCCUGUGGGAGGUCGCCCGGAGGACCGUCAGCAACGGCAUUGUGGAAGACUACAAACCACCCUUCCACGAUGCAGUUCCCAGUGACCCCAGUUUUGAGGACAUGAGGAAGGUCGUGUGUACGGACCAGCAGAGACCCAAUAUCCCGAACAGAUGGUUCUCCGAUGCGACUCUAACAUCGAUCUCUAAACUAAUGAAGGAGUGCUGGUACCAGAACCCAUCUGCCAGGCUGACUGCUUUACGUAUCAAAAAGACGCUCACAAAGAUCGACAACUCUCUGGACAAAAUCAAGGCGGACUGUUGAACGUCUUCCAAAGAGGGAGGCUGAGAGACCUUUUAUGCAUCCAGCCCAGUUCUGCCGAGUCUGGAUGGGCACAGUGCUCUUAUAGUUGCACAUAAUAUUUAUUUCAAAAGCCUGGUGGGACACAUUUUGGCAUCCAAAGAUGGCUUAGUGGAAAUAUGAAACCAGCAGUUGUCUGGGACCUUAAGUGACAAUCCUUUUAAAGAUAUAGGAAUUUUGGGAAUGGUCACCCUUCAAGGAAGAACUUUCACCUGGGCAUUGUAGGAUUCUGCUUUUUAGGGCUGCAAUUAUCUUAAACUCUGCAUCAGUUUGAGAAAUUACUUAAGAUGUUUCAUUUAUCCAAUAUAAAAAAAAUCUGUUUUGUUGUAUCCGUUUUUUUUUAUUGCACUAGCAAUCUUUGCAUUCCUUACUUGCACUGUUACUGAGGCAUUCAGAAAACAAAGACUUGCCAAAAAUGGAUUCAUUUUAUAUCCCUUCUAACACUAUAAUCUUAACAUUGGGCAAAAAGAACAAAUAUUUGUUUUUAUUUUAGCUGCAUCUAUUGCACUGGAGUUUACGGUGUUAUUGGAAAUGUUACCUUAGUUUUUUUUAAAGCAGCAAUUUAUUUAACACACUGAGUUGUAAAGCUGUGCUGAAGUUAGUUCUACUCUCUUCUCCUUGUUAAAAUGUUGUCCAGUGUACCUUAUUGCAGUUUUGUAUUUCACCGUUCACUUUUUGCAUUAUGUAUCUGUUUAUUAUGAUCUUUUUUUCAGAAGCUUUACUGAGUACAGAUGCUAAAUACAUUGAAAAAACAUUUACUAGAAUAAGAUAAACUACUACUUCUUACAGGUGUGACAGUUAUUUCUGUAAUAUAUUUUUUGAAUGUGGAGGUGUUAAAACUGUCCAGCUAAUUGAAUUAAUUCUAUUGUCUUACUAAAAUAUGUGCAUUGUAAAGUCAAAUUAUUUUGAUUUAAUCAGUAUUUUAUAUUAAGUAGUGAUUUCUAUCAUUUAAAUAGAAAAAUGCAACACUACAAACCGA